Dracunculus medinensis (Guinea worm) is the source of this 303-nucleotide messenger RNA. Lineage: Eukaryota; Metazoa; Nematoda; Chromadorea; Rhabditida; Dracunculidae. The record is from the annotation of a GenBank genome assembly.
AUGUAUUUAUGGGAAUUGCGAAGGCGUUAUCGUCAGUUAUUCAGACGACAAUCAAAAAAUUUAACUUAUCGAAAAUUCUCUUAUUUCAGGCGGAUUUUGACAACAUUUUUAUUUUUUUUUAUUGGUUGGUCUGCGUUUGGUCUAAUUGCAGCUACGAAAUAUAUGUUUAAAAAAAAUGAAAUAAGUGGAGAAUAUUCAUUUAUCUCACCAAAUGAAGCCAGAAGUAAUUUAUAUGAAAAGGUUUACAAAUUAAGAUUCGGUGAUAAAGAGAAUGAAAACGAUUUUUAUGAACUUGACGAUUAG